Molecule: messenger RNA, 345 nt
Organism: Fonsecaea erecta
Lineage: Eukaryota; Fungi; Ascomycota; Eurotiomycetes; Chaetothyriales; Herpotrichiellaceae
Exons: 2
Coding region: 1-345 (114 amino acids)
Source: RefSeq, a predicted model, not a curated record
AUGUCGGCAGCUCCGGGAGACGAAUACCAACCCACCGGUGAGGGUCUUGAAGGCAGCACCACUGCCGAUACGGUGCAGAACGACUACAAGUCUCGCACUGGCCAGAGUCACAUCCCUGUCCAAGGCGACGACGCUCCAGUUGAGGAUCCCAUUGACGCCAACAAGGCCGAUUCAGAUGAGCAACUGGCUCGCGACGAUGCCGACGCCAUUGAUGAAAGCAAUAUCAUCGACGAGCGUACACGUGGGGCAGCUAAACCUGGGCAGUACCGUGAGCCGGGUGACGAGGAAGGUCUUCCAGGUCCGGAGGAUGGCACCUCCCGAGUGCGUGGCGGGCCAAAUCCAUAG